AGAUGAUAUACUGAGAUGCGAUAUCUGCUAAGGAGAUGUUUCGUGUUUUCGAGAAUAAUAAUUCCACUGAGCGUCGCUCAGUUCACAACGGUGUCCUCAUAACUCAUGACGAUCUAUCUGACAGUUGUGGGUUCAUCACGUGGUUUCAUUUUAUUGACCUUUACAUUUAGAUAGUCUUUCACGUAAAGUACCAUCGUUGUAUGUGAAACCACUUGCGCCGGAUAAGCCAAUCGAUCUUCCUCAGUCAGGAGUGUCACAUGAUGAUCGCCGUCUUCCACUGCCGGAGAAGAAUGCCAAAAUAUCUCUUGGGUCGUUGCCUCCAGCCGUUCCAACACGAGCACAAACUCCAGUCAGUUUGGAAAAGAGGUCUGGCCGAACAUUCACUACUGAGUUUGACUCCCACCGGAAUGGGACUCUGUGUCCUUCUCUUGCGAAAAUCAACAGGAGUUCGUUUCAGCGAAACACAUCUGCCCGUCGGUCUUUGAGUGGCAUGGCUUCGUCAGCCCCAUGGUUAGACUCAAACGAAUUGUCAGAAAUCUCUCCCACUCAUCUCUCACCGCAUCACCCGUCAGUUGAAUUACAGUCGUGUACAUUAAACAGUGGAUCACAAUCGAACUUGGAUUUCUCCCCUCUGCUUCAGAUACGAGUCGUUCAGCUUCCAAGUUUGGAUGAUCUUGGAUUCGCACUUGACUCAUAUUCCGAUCCGAAUUCAGGUCAUUUUGUGGGGCUUCGACUAUGCGACCGCUUCCGAAGUCGCCAAUUCUACUUCGAAUCUCGGGAGAACUGUCCUUUUCGGGUGGGCGAUAUUAUUGUCACUAUCAAUCAGCACAAACUGGCCAACAUGCAUGAAUCUCAAGCCAUUCGUUAUGUAUACAACGCAUUUCGGGAUGCGCGACAAUAUACUGUCGAGUUUGGCGUGUUCCGUCCACCAAACCAUUUCGAAGAUUCUCCUGAUCCUGCGGUUAGAAAAAUCUAUGAACCCUCUACCCUCCCAGUCCGUUCUUCACACUCAAAACGGUCGUCUGCCGUGUUCCUUCCAUCCGCAUCCGUCGCGGAGUCUGCCAUGGAGCGACACCAACCACGUCGCAAACCGUCUUCCUCCAUACCUACCCAUUCUCCGUACAUUCUCGACGUACAUGGUGGUCGUACUGAAUUGAGCCACAAGUCUACGGAGUCCGUCGGCCAAUCUUCCAAUUCCCAACCAAGGACGCUAUCCAUAAGUAGUCCGGUGCUUCCUAAACCAGAGAUCAAUUUCACUAAAGACAAUGACUUCACAGUGCACCGGCAAUUGUCUCGUUCCAUAGCCGAUCAGGACCAAGUCUCUGGCAUACCAAAUCUCCAAGGCGCAACAUCUGCGGAAACUGGUACUGCGGACUCUUUUGAGUCACAUCAGAGGACUUUCAGUGGGCGCACGGCCAAAGAUGUCAAUGCAUUUAAUACGCGUACCAUAGGUCAAAAAAUUUCUAUCGACCUUGUCAAACUGGCCAAGGGUGGACUGGGAUUCACCCUAACCAGCAGGGAUACAAAAGUCAGUCCUCAGGCCAAUGAACCAGUAUACGUGAAGAAGAUCCUUUCCACGGGUGCGGCUAUCACUGAUGGUCGCUUACUGAUAGGGGAUCGCCUUCUGACAGUGAACGGGGUAGAGGUGGAGAACUUGGAGGACGCCAUAUCUCACUUACGCUCGAUUCCCCCAGGUCGCACAGUCGAGUUGGUUGUUUCAAGACAAGCCACAAUUGCUGGUGAAAGUAGGUCUUCGGAUCGCAGAUCCACUCGAAUUAGUUCGGCUACUGGAGUGGCGUCACCCUGUCGUCCGUUCCGCUCACUCACUUUCGAGUUUUAUCUUCCGUCGUUGGAGGAAUCGAGAGGUGAACCGCCGCAACUUGGUGUUAAUUUUAAGUGGGCUUUACAUCCUCCAGGCUGCGACCCAUCUUAUGCUGAAAGCCCAGGUCUCUAUGUUGACAGUGUUCUUCCCGAUGGUCUGAUAACACAGUAUGGACGCAAAACUCUCCUACCCGGAGAUAAACUUGUCGGAUUAAACGGUGAAAACUUGGAAGGCGAGAGUGGCAAGAUAAUUGCCUCCCGAAUCAAGCAAGUGCUAUCCGGUGCCACAUUGGAACUUCCAUCACCCCAUGUUGAGGGUCGAAAUACUCACCGGAGAUUCAGUCUGACGAUUCAUCGGUACAACGGACUAGAUCGUGUCUCUUCGAGCUCUCGGUCACCGCACAAAUCGUCCACCGUUUUUGAAGAACCAGAGGAUGAGUCGAGUGCGAUUCACUCAAGUACAAUCCACUGGUCCGAUACGCGGCGUCGCCGAAUUUCGAGAGCCGAACAUGGUCCAGAGUAUUCAGGAGGAUCAGAUAAGACACGAUAUCCAUCAACCCCUCCAAGAUUGCUUGAAAAUCCUCAUUUCCAACGCGAAGGCCUCGGACGUCGAAGUGUCUCUGAAAAACGCCAUGCUCAUGUUGACGCCACACAGUUUUCUUUCUUCCAGACAAACAUCUUGCCUAAUCGAUACAAAAUGCCUGAAGAAGUUGACAAGCAAUAUUCCACAAUGCCUACUGCACGAAGGCUGAAACUCUACAAGGAACGAAUGGCUGCAGCGGCCGCUGCUGUUGGUAGUGGUCCAGUGAAAGCCAUGUACGCACCGGAAGCGCCCGAAGAAGAUUUGGCUCUGGCACUUCCGCCAAAAUCCAAAGCUGACAAGAAAUCCUCUUCUCACCGAGACCACGUUCGAACAGAUCUCGAACCGAAUCAAAACCACUUUCGUCGAGGAAGGAAACAGAAUAACAGCUUUCGAAACGCAGUUGACCGUUCUCUAACCCUUUGCUCUCCGCCUAAUCCCCCUACCCCACAACUGUCCCAACUGGCCAAUAAAUCUAACGUUGAUACACACCGCCACGCUCCUGGUUGUUCGGAUAAACGUCAGUCAUUUCCUUCCCCUCGCACAGACGCUAUCACACAUCAAGAAGCAUCCCCUCAGCAUCGAGGCAUCCCCAAUCCUAUUCUGUCCCCAGGAGCGGACGAUACGCCACCAGUACCAACACGACGUUCUGCAAACUUUCCUGUGAAUUCCACUGAGAUCCGUAAACCGAAUAAAAGAUCUUUCGGUAGUUUCAAGGGUUUAUUCAGGCGUUCGGGUAAGCGGAACUCCCACGUCAGUCCAUCCACCCAAGUAAACUCGCCCACUACCCCCGUAUCUGUCUCGAAUUCUGUGCCGCGCAGGCUUUCUGUUCCGGAACCGCACGUGUUCGUUAAAGAUGAUCGUCUACUCGAGAAAAAUCACCCUUCACCAAAGAAUCCACCACCUCAUUAUGUCAAACAACGCCCACACACUGUCCUAGACGUUGACCGUCCGGUUACACACAAGAAUACAAACCAAGUCACUGAUAGCGACAAGCACCGGGGUCGACAUUCUCGAGCUCGACAGGUCGCUGAAUCGCCUGUUACCCCGGAAUCCAAUGGUCAUCCACCCUAUAUCACCGACCUUAUGCAGAAGGUGGCUGAGUGGCGUGAAAACAUAUAUAUCCCUCCCCAGCCCGCUCCUCCCGUACCGCCCCGUGCCCGUCGUAACAGUCAACCCCAGAAGAAAGUCAGAUCACCCAAACAGCUAACCAGUCAUGUUUCUCCUCACGCACCCAUCUACCAAUCAGAAACACUGCAUCCACAAUUCCCAACUACAAACAUUCCCUCUGGCGUACGAGUUUCUCGCUCUUCAUCCAAGCAGUCUACCCCACACCCUCGAGAUCAUUCCCCUGUUUAUGUACCCAAACAACCCAACCGGCCUGCAUCAGCUGUUACUGUCCGAUCUCCAAUCAAAUCCAACGGUUCUGGUCAGUUACAGACUGGUGCCUCUGUGCAUCCUCGUCUGGCGCACCAUCCUCCCACCACAUCAGCUAUACACAAGUCUUCUUCAAGGCGAGAUAAUGUGCAAAGAAUUUAUGCAAACAGUGGAACAAACCGUGCCGUCAUUCAGCUCGCGGAAACACACCAACCAACAUCCCGCGAGGCUUUGUACACAAACGGCCAAACCCACCCAUUGCCUACCAUGAUGAUUUCAACAUCAAGUCGCGCCGUUCCAACAGCUUACAAAGUUCAGGCUCGAAAAACUGGUCCGGCAAUCCAGCAUCGUCGUGCUCCUUCUCUUCGGUACUUGGGUAGGAGACAUUGUCUUAACCCCACAUCAGCCUACAACAUGCCUGGAUCUCCAAUCAACCCAGUCUCACCCGGUCACUCCAACUUUUCCAACGUCGUCAUAUCACUUGUGUAACAGCAGGGGACCUAUUUUCAGCACACCCAUUGACCGCACUCUCCUUCAGUGCUUCCGUCCGAUACACUGCCUCGUAUUACACGCAUUAGUGAACUGCCGGUUGAAAAAAAAGGAUAAUACAAAUCAGGAUUACCAUUAUUCUUUGUUUUAUGCUCAGCUUCCUACAAUGGAUUUAUCACUUCGACCACCAGAGCUUUUUUACACUUAAAUCAUGCUCAUUCAUUCCAGCUUACUUUUCCCGCUGUCUUGAAUACUGCCUGUUCGCUUCCAUGGAGCUCUUCCCCCGUUCCACUCAUUACAUUUCCCAUUAGUCUGUACCUUGCUGUCCAAAUGUUGCUAUCACUUAUUGACUUCCAUUCAUGCGAUCUCUCUAGUUAUCGCCCUACUGGGCUUUCCGGGUACACCAUCAUAUCUCAACUCGCUGUUAGUUGCCAAUGUAAGUUGCCCGGAAACGAUUAUGAACUCCUACAUUCCGUCCGCUCUCACUUUUGUACUUCCGAUUUAUUUCGUCUAUUUUCUAGUUGCAUUUAAUUGAAG
Opisthorchis viverrini is the source of this 4804-nucleotide messenger RNA. RefSeq lists its product as hypothetical. Gene Ontology annotation, biological process: cell adhesion; intracellular protein localization; establishment of centrosome localization. Gene Ontology annotation, molecular function: protein binding; phosphatidylinositol binding. The record is from RefSeq and is a predicted model, not a curated record. Gene Ontology annotation, cellular component: adherens junction; apical junction complex; cell cortex. The transcript is spliced from 15 exons. The coding region runs from base 491 to 4267 and encodes 1258 amino acids. Lineage: Eukaryota; Metazoa; Platyhelminthes; Trematoda; Opisthorchiida; Opisthorchiidae.